This is a messenger RNA of Staurois parvus, 318 nucleotides long. The record is from the annotation of a GenBank genome assembly. NCBI's taxonomy places the organism in Eukaryota, Metazoa, Chordata, Amphibia, Anura, Ranidae.
GGUCAGAGACUGCAGACAUACUACAGGAGAUGGUCAGAGACUGCAGAUGUACUACAGGAGAUGGUCAGAGACUGCAGACCUACUACAGGAGAUGGUCAGAGACUGCAGAUGUGCUACAGGAGAUGACCAGAGACUGCACAUGUACUACAGGAGAUGACCAAAAACCUUUCAGCAAUGCCCAGCUUUACAGCUGGUGAACAACAACAGCUCAGGAUUUAAGAUAACAGUCCAUAGGCAGUCUACAGGGGAAGCACCUACCUGGCCAGGCAGACGCACCAUCCACUCUCAGAGGUCCGGGGGCAGAGCUCCCACACAGAU